Messenger RNA from Pocillopora meandrina, 2144 nucleotides. Lineage: Eukaryota; Metazoa; Cnidaria; Anthozoa; Scleractinia; Pocilloporidae. The record is from the annotation of a GenBank genome assembly.
AUGACAGAGGAAAUAGCAUUGGUCAAGAAAAAGAUUUAUGAUGACAUAGUAGUUAACAAGGCAGAAACAGUGUAUGAUCCAGACAGUUUUAGAGAGUUUUGCAUAUCAGCGGGUGCAACAAAGUUAUUCGACACUAUUCUUGAUUCAGUCACUGGUUCUCGGCAUUCCACAGACCACAUACAUCUAAACAAAAAAAGGGUUGUUUCAUUCAUUUACAAUUUGUGCUACUGCCUCAGCCAAACAUGCAAUCCUCUUCAAAUGGAUCAUGCUCUUUAUCUCAAGAGUAAUCUCAUAAAUCAAGAGGGCAUUGAAACAGAACAUAUCAUGGGGCAUGCAUGUUCCAGAAGAACUUUAAACAAUGUUAUGCACAAAAUGUCACAGUCUCAUUUCAAAUCUUUUGAAGAUUUUAUAACCACAGCUACAGAUCGCAAAUGGCUAAUAGUGCUAAUAAUUGAUGAUUUCACAGCUAUUCACACAAAAAGAAGACCACAAGAGGAAAAAUUGUCAGAGGCAAAGACAAUGUGUACCAUAGUUGUUAAAGCUUUAAAAGAUAUUCCAGCUGUACCUGUAACGCAUGCCCUUUGUACUCAUGACCAAAAUGGUAUAGAUAUUGAAGCAUGCAUACAACUAAUUACUGCUGCAUCAUCCAUGCACAACAUCAGUGAGAGUUAUGUUUCUGUGAUGCCUGACUGGCUCACCAACGCAUUUUUUAAUCCUGAAUUUGAGAGACAUAGAAUCCACAUUCAUCAAUACUGUGACAGUGACAAUGUGCGAACAAUGCGCAAAAUGGAUGAUUUGCACCUAUUAGAUUUUGUAGAACUGAGACUGAAGUCAAAGAGGGACUUUGAUACUGCCUAUGAUGUAGCAAUGCACACUGGCUUGGCUGCUUAUUUAAAGAAAUUUAUUUUUUUCAGCCAGGAGAUUGGCCAUGCCAAUUUUAUUGUAGACAAAUCAUAUACGAAUCACUUAAGAAAUUUGUCAGCUCUCAUCCAGGAUUUUCAGAUGCUCCUCUGCAACAGGACAAUAUUUUACCUGAUCAUUCCUCAUAUUCUUUUCCAAUGACAUCUGGUACUACUGACAAUCUCUUGAACAGCAGCUUGCCACAAGCAACAUCACAGUCAUCCAUUCUGUCAUUAGUACCAACUAUUGGGCCACUUCACAUUUCCCUAAACAGCAGAGAACACAUUGUUCACUCCUAUCAUCCAUUUUUCAAAACAGUUUAUGAAACAAUUUUCCCAAGAAGCAAAUUGGCAGAUAAUCCCAAACCCUGGAGGAUUAGUCUGAUUCUUGAGAUUGUUUAUGGUGGUUGGACACUUAUAUGCCGCACUGUGAUGUCAAAGUUCUCCCGCUUCAAGGAUGCAGAGUAUGGGACCCUAUUCACUUUACUAGACAGCUAUAUACCUUUGGUGUUGUCGAUAUAUAGAAUUUCUUUCAAACUUAACAAUUUCUCUGAGUAUUUUCGAGCAAUGAUCAGGAUUUGGAUCAUGUUUACUUGCCUUCAACGCAGACACUAUAACAAAGCACCACUUAUUUGGAUCAACAUGUGCUCUCACUGGGGAAAACAUGCUCCACAACUGUAUAAUCUAAUAAGGAAUUACAUUGCCAUUUUUGAUGAAUAUCCAGUGGAAAACACUCAUAGCAUACUCCGUUCACAGACAAAAGGUUCUGAUUCUGCGGAUGAACUUAGAAAGAAAGCAAAGUCCAUUUUCCAGUCAAAGGGUAAACAAUCACACUACAGGUCAUUUUUCACCACACCUAAGCAGUUUUCUUUCUCACACAACCAACUUCGCUUACUAAAAGUGAGAUGUGCUCAAGCACUGUCCUCCAUGUUUAUAAAAAUCUCUCAGAGUCCAGGGCAGAGUCAGUUCUCCUCAAACAACAGCUGCAACACAAGUGUUCCAACUCAUGUCACACUGCCAACAAUGUCCCCCAACAAAAAUAUGAAGAUGACUGUUUUACCUUUAGGGUAUCACUGUGAUAUCAAGCCGGAUCAAACAAAAAAAUGUGAUUUACCUCUGUGUAACAUUUCCAGCCAAGAUGAGGAUUGGACCCUCUUGCAUGGUUGUUUCCACUCAUUCCAUGAUGUUUGCCUUAAUGGAUCAACUUCAUGUCCACUGUGUAAGGAGUUUCUAAAAAAAAAGUAA